This is a messenger RNA of Metopolophium dirhodum (rose-grain aphid), 1081 nucleotides long. RefSeq names its product charged multivesicular body protein 3 (gene Vps24). Gene Ontology annotation, cellular component: ESCRT III complex; multivesicular body. The record is from RefSeq and is a predicted model, not a curated record. Bases 239 to 895 code for a protein of 218 amino acids. Lineage: Eukaryota; Metazoa; Arthropoda; Insecta; Hemiptera; Aphididae. The transcript is spliced from 6 exons. Gene Ontology annotation, biological process: late endosome to vacuole transport; protein transport; endosome transport via multivesicular body sorting pathway.
GACGCGCAUUACAUUAGAUAACAAAAGCAAAACUAUUUAGUAUUUAACUAGCAUAAUAUUGUGCGCGUUGCUGUGAUAAGCGAUGAAAAGUUUUACGAAAGUUCCAAGCUCACGUCUACAGCAGUCGCAUCGGAAACGGGUCUGACUAAUUUUACCAUAGUUUUUAUUGCUAUUAUGAACGACUGUGCCGUUUGCAGCACGUAAUUAACAGGAAACGCACUCGUUCCAGGCCAUCAAUAUGGGCAUAUUUGGUAAAUCGGCCACCGUCGAUCCUAAGGACCAAGUUAAACAGUGGACGUCGACCAUACGCAAAGAGACGUAUAAGCUGGACCGUCAGAUAAGAGGCAUACAACGAGAGGAAGAAAAAGUGAAACGUUCGAUGAAAGAAGCAGCCAAGAAGGGAAACAAAGAUGUGUGUAUCAUUCUGGCUAAAGAAAUACUGAGGUCACGCAAAACCAUCAAUAAACUGAUUACUUCCAAGACGCAUAUGAGUUCUAUACAAAUGCAAAUGAAAAACCAGCUGUCUGUGCUUAGAAUGGCUGGUUCACUGCAAAAGUCUACAGAAGUAAUGCAAACAAUGCACAAUUUGAUCAAAGUACCUGAAGUUGCAGCUACUAUGAGGGAUUUGUCCAAGGAAAUGAUGAAGGCUGGAAUCAUUGAAGAAAUGUUAGAUGAUACAAUGGAGAAUGUAAUGGAUGAUCCCGAAGAUAUGGAAGAAGAAGCGCAAUCAGAAAUCGAUAAAGUAUUAUGGGAAAUCACAGCUGGAGCAUUAGGUCAAGCGCCUAUGGCAGUUACUGAAACACCAGGUGGUUCAGUACUUCAAGAAACUGAAACAGUUGAAGAGGACGGUGACCUAGAAGAAAUGAAAAAUCGCUUGCAGGCGUUAAAAAGCUAAACAAAGCUGUUAAAUUUAUACAAUAUACUAUGUCCUUAAACAGAACUUAAUAUAAAUUAUAAAUUCAAAUAAUUUAAGUUAAGAAACAACUAUUAAUUUUACUAGAACAAUUGGAACACUAAUGGAUUUUUUUUUAUAAUUAUCAAUUGGAAAUUUGUUAAGGUUCAAUAUAUUUUUAUCAAAUAA